AUGGCCACGGCUCUGCUGCGGCUGCAAGGCCCCUCGCGGGCAGUGGGCUCGCGGUUCAUUCGCCAGUUUCACGUCUCCGCUCGCCGCGCUUUCCACUCGUCGCGUCCCACUCUCGCUGUCGCUCGCGCCGCGAUCGCCCGCAAGAUUUCCGCGAAGGUCCUCCCGAAAAUCCCUCGGCCCGACGUCCACAAGGUCCUCAUCGUCGGCAGCGGUGGCCUCAGCAUCGGCCAGGCUGGCGAAUUCGACUACUCCGGCUCCCAGGCUCUCAAGGCUCUUCGUGAGGAGGGCGUCGACGCCGUCCUCAUCAACCCCAACAUCGCGACAUGGCAGACCUCCCACCAGCUCGCUUCUGAAGUCUACUUCCUCCCCAUCACCGCGGACUACGUCGCAUAUGUUCUGGAGAAGGAGCGUCCGGACGGCAUUCUUCUCACUUUCGGUGGACAGAGCGCUCUCAACGUUGGUAUCGAACUCGACAAGAUGGGUGUCCUCGACCGGCUCGGCGUUCGUGUGCUCGGCACUCCCAUUCGCACUUUGGAGGUCUCGGAGGAUCGGGACCUGUUCGUUCAGGCUCUCAAGGUCGACGGCUGUCUCGUCAGUCAACGACGCGCUCAGCGCUGCGGAGAAGAUGGGUACCCCGUAAUUCUCCGUUCGGCAUUCACUCUCGGUGGACUCGGCUCUGGUUUCGCAAACGACCCGGAUGAACUGCGGGAUCUCUCUGCGAAGAGCCUCAGUCUCAGCCCCCAGGUCCUGAUCGAGCGUAGUAUGAAGGGUUGGAAAGAACUCGAAUACGAGGUCGUGCGUGACGCUGCCGAUAACACGAUCAUCUGCUGCAAUAUGGAGAACUUCGACCCUCUUGGCACCCACACUGGCGACUCUAUUGUUGUAGCUCCGUCCCAGACUCUGCCCGAUGACGAGUACCACAUGCUCCGGUCUGCAGCGCUCAAGGUCAUUCGCCAUCUCGGUGUCGUCGGAGAAUGCAACAUCCAAUAUGCGCUCAACCCGACCUCUCGGGAAUACUGCGUCAUCGAAGUUAACGCUCGCCUGAGUCGGUCUAGGUGCCGCAUUGGCGUCCAAGGCAACUGGCUACCCGCUUGCAUACACGGCCGCCAAGAUCGCUCUCGGUCAUACCCUCCCGGAGCUUCCAACGCGGUGACGAAGACGACGACGGCCUGCUUCGAACCUUCUUUGGACUACAUCGUCACCAAGAUCCCCAAGUGGGACCUCGCCAAAUUUACCAAUGUAAACCGCGAGGUUGGCUCUGCAAUGAAGUCCGUCGGAGAGGUUAUGGCCAUCGGUCGUACUUUCGAAGAAUCCCUGCAGAAGGCCAUUCGCCAGGUUGACCCGCGUUGGAAAGGUUUCGAGGCAUACGUCCAACCGGAGGACCUCGAUCAGGCACUCAGCAAGCCCACGGACAUGCGUCUCUUUGCCAUUGCUUACGCGAUCUUCAACAAGCAGUACACGAUUGAUCAGCUUCAUGAUCUUACCAAGAUCGACAAGUGGUUCCUUUACAAGAUCGAGAAUAUCGUCAACACGGUUUACGCUCUCAAGGCUGCUGGUUCGGUCGAGAGUGUUGAUCACGAACUGAUGCAACGCGCUAAGCGCAUGGGCUUCUCCGACACCCAUAUCGCCGACCUCGUUUCAUCUUCGGAACUCGUCGUCCGCGCUCACCGCAAGUCUCUUGGUAUCACGCCCUUCGUCAAACGGAUCGACACCCUCGCCGCUGAGUUCCCUGCUCACACCAACUACCUCUACACGACGUACAAUGCUUCCGAGCAUGACGUCAAGUUCGACGAGCACGGCACCAUGGUCCUCGGCAGCGGUGUCUACCGCAUUGGUAGCAGCGUCGAGUUCGACUGGUGCGCUGUCACCUGUGCUCGCAAGCUGCGCGAGAUGGGCAAACGGACGAUCAUGAUCAACUACAACCCGGAAACCGUCUCAACCGACUUCGAUGAGGCCGAUCGUCUGUACUUCGAGGAGCUCGGCUUUGAACGUGUCAUGGAUAUCUAUGAGCUGGAACAGGCUCAUGGUGUCAUCGUCAGCGUUGGAGGUCAACUGCCGCAGAACAUCGCGCUUCGCUUGAAGGAGAAUGACGUGAAUGUGCUUGGUACAGACCCCACCAAGAUCGACAGCGCCGAGGACCGCCACAAGUUCUCGUCCAUCCUUGACAGCAUUGGUGUCGACCAACCUGAGUGGGCGGAGGUGUCUUCCGUUGAUGCCGCGAAGCAGUUUGCGCAGCGCGUUGGAUACCCCGUACUCAUCCGGCCUUCAUAUGUUCUCUCCGGCGCUGCGAUGAACGUCGUCUACGAAGAGUCCGCACUCGAGUACAACCUCUCUGCCGCCGCCUCGGUCUCUCCUCUCCAUCCGGUGGUCAUCACGAAGUUCAUCGACAACGCGCAGGAGAUCGACGUCGACGCCGUCGCGCACAAGGGCCAACUCCUUCUCCACGCCGUCUCCGAGCACGUCGAGAACGCCGGCGUGCACUCCGGCGACGCGACGCUCGUCCUCCCGCCGUUCUCGCUCACCGACGACGAGAUGGUACGCCUGAAGGAGAUCGCGCAGAAGGUCGCCGCCGCGUUCGAGAUCUCGGGCCCGUACAACAUGCAGGUCAUCCGCAAGCCCUCCGAGCAGCCAGACCAGCCCGCGGAGUUCAAGGUCAUCGAGUGCAACCUGCGCGCGUCCCGUUCGUUCCCCUUCGUGUCCAAGGUGCUUGGCCGCAACUUCAUCGACACCGCGACCGCGGCGAUUGUGGACCAGGACGUUCCGGAGCCGGUCGAUAUCAUGGCACAGAAGCGUGACUACGUCGCGGUGAAGGUCUCGCAGUUCUCGUGGACCCGUCUCGCCGGCGCGGACCCCUUCCUUGGUGUCGAGAUGUCCAGUACCGGCGAAGUCGCAAGCUUCGGCAGGGACAUCCAGGAGGCAUAUUGGGCGUCUCUUCUCAGUACCACCGGUUUCAAGAAGCCCCGUCAGGGCAGCGGUGUGCUUAUCGGCGGCGACGUCGACAAGCCGGAGAUGAGAACUAUCGCAAAGACGCUUACGGAUCUCGGCUUCAAACUCUACUGCUCUUCUCCGGUCGUGGAGGAGUUCCUGAACGGCAUCCCGUAUGUUUCUGCAAAGCGUAUCUUCUUCCCGAAGACAGACAAGCGCAAGCUCCGCGAGGUCUUUGACGAGUACGACAUCGAGUGUGUGAUCAACCUUGCGAAGGCCCGCGGUAAGGACAUGACCGACGAGGAUUACGUCGCCCGCCGAAAUGCGGUCGACUUUGGUCUCCCUCUGCUCAACAAUGCGCGCUGUGCGCAGCUAUUUGUGGAAAGCCUGGCCAAGAAAAUUCCCGAAGGCGGCCUCCGACCGUACACGGAGGAUAGGAUACCUUCCGAGGUGAAAUCAUGGAGCCAGUGGAUCGGCUUCAAGCCAUAG
This is a messenger RNA of Epithele typhae, 3414 nucleotides long. RefSeq names its product carbamoyl-phosphate synthase. The transcript is spliced from 9 exons. Gene Ontology annotation, cellular component: cytoplasm; cytosol. Gene Ontology annotation, biological process: L-citrulline biosynthetic process; UTP biosynthetic process; 'de novo' pyrimidine nucleobase biosynthetic process. The record is from RefSeq and is a predicted model, not a curated record. Gene Ontology annotation, molecular function: aspartate carbamoyltransferase activity; ATP binding; metal ion binding. The coding region runs from base 1 to 3414 and encodes 1137 amino acids. NCBI's taxonomy places the organism in Eukaryota, Fungi, Basidiomycota, Agaricomycetes, Polyporales, Epitheliaceae.